AUGUCUUACGGUCAAUAUCAAAACAACAACCCAUACCAAGAUGGUUCCCUAGCUGAGCAAGGCUACCAGGAGCACGAGCUACAGAACUAUCCAGAACAGCAACAAGUCUCAGACACCCUCCCACAGCAGGAUUUCCUCAACCGGAUUCAAUUCCUUCGCAAUGAGAUCCGUACCCUUGCGAGCAAUGUUCAAACAAUUGCGUCCCUGCACCAGCGCGCGCUGGCUGAAGGCGACGGCGGUGCAGCAUCGCAACAACUUGAACGCAUUGUCGCCGACACGCAGGCCUUGAACGUCGGUAUUCGAGAUCAACUAAAAUUCUUAGCUAGCGAUGCAAACAAAUCUCCGCCUAACAGCACCACGCGCGAUAUGAAGGAGCGGCAGGUUGCCACCAUCAAAGCUGAGUUUGAGCGCGAAUUAAGCAGUUACCAGAAGGAAGAGAGCGUUUACAGCCAACGGUACCGCGAACAGAUUGCCCGUCAGUACCGCAUUGUCAAUCCCGAUGCUACCGAGGAAGAAGUUCGCAAUGCGGCUGAUGCCGAUUGGGGCAACGAAGGUGUCUUCCAGACAGCGCUCCGCACCAACCGCGCCGGCCAAGCGUCGUCAGUUCUUGGCGCAGUGCGCGCACGCCACAAUGAGCUCCAGCGCAUCGAACGGACCCUUAUCGAACUUGCGAAUAUGUUCCAAGAUCUUGCCAUAUUAGUGGAGCAGCAGGAUAAUGCAGUGACCGAAGCAGUUAACAAUGCCGAGAACACGACCAAAUACAUCGAUGAAGGCAAUACCCACGUGAAAAAAGGAAUCGUCCACGCCCGAAACCGCAGAAAGCUAAAGUGGUGGUGCCUCGUCGUCGUAAUCAUCAUUAUCGCCAUCGCCCUUGGUGUCGGUCUAGGCGUGGCUGCUAACGCCGGACUACUCGGCGGUAAUAACAACAACAAUAAUAAUAAUAACAGCGGCACCUAA
This is a messenger RNA of Daldinia vernicosa, 957 nucleotides long. RefSeq names its product t-SNARE. The transcript is spliced from 3 exons. The record is from RefSeq and is a predicted model, not a curated record. Gene Ontology annotation, cellular component: endomembrane system; plasma membrane; SNARE complex. Gene Ontology annotation, molecular function: SNAP receptor activity; SNARE binding. Gene Ontology annotation, biological process: intracellular protein transport; exocytosis; vesicle fusion. Bases 1 to 957 code for a protein of 318 amino acids. Lineage: Eukaryota; Fungi; Ascomycota; Sordariomycetes; Xylariales; Hypoxylaceae.